UGUGUUCAGUCAUAUUAUGUUUGUAAUUUUAAUAUUUAGUAAUAAAGUAGAUUCAACGCGAAGCAGACGUUUCAUUGCACUAAAAUUAUACUUAAUAGUUAACCAGUCAAAAAGCAACCUUAUCGCCGCAACAUAUGGUCGCAAUCUCGCCGGAUAUUGUGUCUACUGAGCUGCAUCGAAGGAACAAUAGACUACGCAUUCCAUUGCGAUAAGGAACUCGUUUAGCAACUAUUUUGUGCAAUUUUAGACUUAUAACUUUUGAAUAUUAUUGAAAUAGAACGUGCAAGUGACUUUAAAGUGAUCAAAUAAUGGCAAAUGUGGAACAAUUAUUAAGUGUACUUGAGAAUAAUAAUGAACUAUUGAAAAAGACUCAAAUAAAUAUUAAAAAAUGUGCAAAGGCUAGACUUACGAAAGGUUAUCUACAAACACGGAUGGAGUGUAUAGAAAGUUACUGGAAGACUUAUAAAAGUGCACAUUUAGAUUUAAUAAAAAUUACGCCGCGUGAACAAAAGUCAAUUUUACCAUAUUUUGUCAAUGAGGAUUAUUAUUUGAUCGAGGAUUUAUAUUUAUGUAUGGUGUCUGACAUUAAGGAUAUGUUAGAAGGUCUUGAAAUUCAAAGAGGACAACAAUCCUGUAUUCAGGGGAACGGCUCCACUGCAGUCGAACACAACGUACAAUCACAGGUUCGACUCCCGCGCAUUGAAUUACCUACUUUUUCGGGUGAUUACGAAGAAUGGCCUUCUUACAAAGAUAUUUUUGUUGCACUGGUACAUGAUAACACGUCACUGUCUAAUGUUCAACGACUACAUUAUUUGAAAUGCAGCAUAACAGGUGAAGCAGCAUCCUUAUUAAAACACAUCCAAAUCACCGAGUCGAAUUACUUAUCUGCUUGGGAGACUUUAAAAAUUAGAUAUGGAAAUAAACGUAUGAUAAUUAAUUCAUUAUUUAAACGAUUAUUUUCACAAAAGAAAAUUAUGUCACAAUCGGCUUUACAAUUAAAAGGAAUAUUAGAUACAACAAAUGAAGUUUUAAACAGCUUACAAAAUCUUAAGGUAUCUACAGAGUCAUGGGACCCUAUAAUUGUAUUUUUAGUCGUUCAAAGGUUGGAUCCAGAUACUCACAAAGAAUGGGAACAAUUUUCGUAUGAUAUGAGUCAAGAAGAAUUAUCUACCUGGUUUGAAUUACAGAAGUUUUUAGAAGGAAAAUUUAGAACGUUAGAAUUGUUAAAUCCACCUUUUAAACCAACUCUCAAGCCGUUAAGAGAACGUGUUUUCCACAUGUCUAUAGAGAAGACAUGUAUUAUGUGUAAGGAAAAUCAUAGCUUAUGUCGUUGUAAAACAUUCUCAAAAAUGUCACCUGCAGAAAGAAGUCACUAUGCACAACACAACAAACUCUGCUUCAACUGCUUGGCUCCAGGGCAUUCGGCAUUUAGAUGUAAUUUACCUCUUUCAUGUCGAAUAUGCAAGGCUCGUCAUCAUUCUCUUCUUCAUCAGUCAACUAAAGCAAAUGCGUCGGCAUCUUUAGAACUCCAGCAACCGAUGACAUUACCUCAGGAAGAGGAGAAGACUCUUGGUACAAUGACAGCUUUACAUAAUGUUACAGAACAUAUCAAUCUAUUGGCAACCGCAAUUGUGGUUAUAAAGGGAAACUAUGGGCACACAACUGUACUUAGGGCGCUAAUAGAUUCGGGGUCGCAGUCAUGCUUUAUCACUCAAAAGGCAACUCAAGCACUAAAAUUGCAACGCAAACCUGUAAAUUUGGUCGUCACGGGUAUGGAUAAUAUGAAGGUAAACAUCAAACAAGAAGUCAAUUUUGAUUUAUUGUCACGCUGGGAACCUAACUUUGAGCUACCAAUACACGCCUACGUGAUGUCACAGCCAUUAAAGUUUAACAUACCUUCAUCAGAAUAUUUGCAACAGGAACUGCGUCAUUUUGAGAAAUUGAAUCUAGCAGAUCCAAAUUUUAUGGAUUCCGGAGCAUUGGAUUUGCUAUUAGGGGUGCAAGAGUAUACAGCAAUUCUUAAACAAGGAUUAAUCAAGGGUCCAUCAGGCACAAUAUGCGCACAGAAAACCAGCCUGGGAUGGAUUGUGAUGGGUGGAAUAAACAUCAACAUGAAACCAAAGCAUAAAGCCAUAAUGGCAAUGAAUAUUACAACUGAUGCAAGUUUUAAUGAUUUAAUUAAAACUAUUUGGGAGAUAGAUACAGACACAAAACGUAAUUUAACUAAAGAAGAAUUGAGAUGUGAAGAAUUUUAUAAAGAAACUCAUGCUAGGAAUAACGAAGGAAGGUAUAUAGUUAGAUUACCCUUUAAAACUGAAGCACCAUUGUCAUCUGAAGGAAAUACAAAAGAAACAGCAAUUAAGAGAUUAAUGCAGCUUGAAAGAAGAUUUAGUAGAAAUCCAGAACUAAAAGACGAAUAUCUGAAAGUAAUAAACGAAUAUAAAACAUUAAAUCAUAUUGAAGAAGUACCUGAAAAAGAAUUACAUAAAAAAUCAGUUUACUUACCUCACCACGCUGUUGUCCGUCAGGACAAAGAAACUACGAAGACACGAGUUGUUUUUGAUGCUUCCUGUAAGGGCUCCAACAAUAUUUCACUUAACGAGGAGCUUCUGUCAGGUCCAGUUUUGCAAGAAGAUUUAAGAAAUUUAAUCAUGAGAUGGCGUAUUCAUGCAAUUUGUUUCGUCUCAGAUAUUCAAAUGAUGUAUAGAAUGAUAAAAAUUCAUAGAGAUGAUGUUGAUUAUCAGCGUAUAGUAUGGAGAGAAAAUCCAUCCGAUGAGAUACGUGACUAUCGCCUUCUUACUGUAACGUUCGGGACAGCCUCAGCACCGUAUCUUGCAGUAAAAACUUUGAAGCAACUAGCGCUUGAUGAAGGGGAUAAGUUUCCUGAAGCAGCUAGAAUAUUAAAUGAAGAUUUCUAUGUUGAUGAUUGCAUGUCUGGAAGUGAUGACGUUCAAAAAGCAAUUCAGAUUAGCAAGGAUUUAAAAGAAUUGUUACGUAGAGGAGGAUUCGAGUUGAAGAAAUGGUCCUCUAAUAAUACUGAAUUUAUGCAAAGUUUAAAACCAGACGAAAGAACUACUAAAGCUCAUUUCGAUUUAAAACUAGAUGGAAUAAUUAAAGCACUAGGGGUUCAAUGGAAUUUAGGGAAUGAUCGAUUUGAAUACAACUUAGACUUACCUGAAGUCGAUGAAGAAAACAUUAUCACGAAGCGGAAUAUCCUCUCAGAAAUACAAAAGUUGUUCGACCCUUUAGGUUGGAUCGCACCUAGUAUUGUUCAAGCUAAAAUAUUAAUUCAAAAACUAUGGCUUGAGAAGGUUGAUUGGGAUGAGGAUCUUAACAUUUUUCUGAAAGAAGAAUGGUUGAAGAUUCGCCGAGAUCUUAUGAAUGUGAAUAACAUUUCUAUCGAUCGAUGGUUAAGUACUUCAUGCUCCAACAUGGAUACAAUUCAAAUUCAUGGUUAUUGUGAUGCUUCUAUUUUAGCUUACGCCGCCGUGGUGUAUUGCCUAGUCAAGAAAACGGACGGUUCAUGUAGAACAUCAUUAAUUGCAGCCAGAACUAGAGUGGCUCCCCUCAAGACAAUUUCGUUGCCAAAAUUAGAACUUUCUGGAGCUUUGCUUUUAUCCCGAUUAUUGAACCAAGUAGCACAGGCCAUGAGAAUACCGAUGGAAAGAGUUUUCGCAUGGACAGAUUCAUCUAUAGUCAUAGCUUGGUUGUCUGGUGAACCCACGAAAUGGAAGCCAUUUGUGGCCAAUCGUGUAGUAGAAAUUUUAGCAAAUCAUAAAAGAGAACAAUGGCAUCAUGUCCAGUCACAAGAAAAUCCAGCAGAUAUUGCAUCUAGAGGUAUGUUUAUCUCCGAUUUGAAACACUGCAACCUUUGGUGGAAAGGACCUACUUGGUUACAAAAAGGAGAAAUCAUCUUAACAGACGAGAACAUAUUUACAACAGAUCUAGAAAAGAAAAAGGAAAGAAUUAAAACUCUCAUAUUGACAAACAUUAAAGAAGAAAAGAGAUUUUCUGAAAAAUUUGAAAGAUUUACUACCUUAAAUGAACUAUUAAGAACCAUAGCUUUUUGUAAAAAGUUUAUCAAGUUUAAAAAGGAUAAUAAAAAUAUAACAAUCACAACAGAAGAUAUAGAAGAAGCGUUACUAACAUGUAUCAAAAUAGUGCAAAAUGAAGAAUUCGAAACUGAAAUAGAUUCGUUAAAGAAAAAGAACAAUAUUAAAAAGAACAGUAAAUUGAAGACGCUUAAUCCAUUUUUAGAUAAUAAUGGAGUGCUCAGGGUGGGCGGAAGAUUAGCAAAAUCAAGUUUAGAAACAAAUACUAAACAUCCUAUAAUCAUUGGAAACAACAACACUCUUGUCUCACUUAUUAUCGCCGACGCUCAUAAAAGAACAUUACAUGGAGGUAUUCAGCUAAUGCUUUGUUAUUUACGCUCUAAAUAUUGGGUAUUGCGUGCAAAAGACAUGACAAAGAAGCAUAUCCAUCGAUGUCUAAUUUGCGCUAAGGAAAGUGCAAGGGUAAAAACUCAAUUAAUGGGUGAUUUACCUUCCGUUCGUACUACACCUUCUCGACCAUUUAUCAAUGCAGGUGUAGAUUUCGCUGGUCCAAUUCAAAUUUUGAUGAACAAAGGAAGAGGUAUCAAAACAAACAAAGCCUACGCUGCGAUUUUUGUCUGUAUGUCUACUAAAGCAAUUCACUUAGAACUAGUCGGUGACAUGACGUCAAAUUCAUUCAUAGCUGCAUAUAGACGAUUUACAUCAAGAAGAGGCAAAUGCGCACAUCUUUGGAGUGAUCAGGGAAAAAACUUCGUAGGAGCAAACAAAGAGUUAUGUAAAGCAUGGGAAGAAGCAAAAUUGCAAUUUGACCAAGAAAUCAUAGACAGCUUAGCAAAUGAUGGCACUCAGUGGCACUUCAUUCCUGCAUACUCACCAAACUUCGGAGGACUCUGGAUGGUGUAACUAGAGUUUAUAGCGUUAAAAAUGGAAAUAAUAUUGUUAAACGAUCUGUAUCUAAUCUUUGCUAUCUCCCAAUUAAUGAAGCUUAAGUGCCAAAUUGUUAAAGUAUAUAUUAAGGGUUUGCAUGUAAUCUUUUGAAAGGACAUUAAAGGUCCUUUGGUGGGCGGAUAUGUUCAGUCAUAUUAUGUUUGUAAUUUUAAUAUUUAGUAAUAAAGUAGAUUCAACGCGAA
Messenger RNA from Pieris napi, 5182 nucleotides. RefSeq lists its product as uncharacterized. Gene Ontology annotation, molecular function: nucleic acid binding. The record is from RefSeq and is a predicted model, not a curated record. Lineage: Eukaryota; Metazoa; Arthropoda; Insecta; Lepidoptera; Pieridae. Bases 309 to 4955 code for a protein of 1548 amino acids. The transcript has 2 exons.